UCCGUCGAACAGUAAACCCCAAGUUAUCUCUCAUCAUGACUGGACGUGGAAAGGGAGGAAAAGGAUUGGGAAAAGGAGGAGCCAAGCGCCACAGGAAGGUUCUGCGUGAUAACAUCCAGGGAAUCACCAAGCCUGCCAUCCGCCGUCUGGCUCGUCGUGGCGGAGUCAAGCGUAUCUCCGGACUGAUCUACGAGGAGACUCGUGGUGUACUCAAGGUCUUCCUCGAGAACGUUAUCCGUGACGCUGUCACUUACACCGAGCACGCCAAGCGCAAGACCGUCACCGCCAUGGACGUAGUCUACGCACUCAAGAGACAGGGCCGCACCUUGUACGGUUUCGGCGGUUAAGCAUCAAUGCCUUGAUCAUCUUAUAAAAAAAAACAAUCGGCCUUUUUCAAGGCCA
Messenger RNA from Trichogramma pretiosum, 402 nucleotides. RefSeq names its product histone H4. NCBI's taxonomy places the organism in Eukaryota, Metazoa, Arthropoda, Insecta, Hymenoptera, Trichogrammatidae. The coding region runs from base 36 to 347 and encodes 103 amino acids. Gene Ontology annotation, molecular function: protein heterodimerization activity; DNA binding; structural constituent of chromatin. The transcript has a single exon. Gene Ontology annotation, biological process: nucleosome assembly. The record is from RefSeq and is a predicted model, not a curated record. Gene Ontology annotation, cellular component: nucleosome.